Messenger RNA from Styela clava, 1913 nucleotides. Its product is annotated as eukaryotic translation initiation factor 3 subunit L-like. The record is from RefSeq and is a predicted model, not a curated record. Gene Ontology annotation, molecular function: translation initiation factor activity. Gene Ontology annotation, cellular component: eukaryotic translation initiation factor 3 complex; cytoplasm. NCBI's taxonomy places the organism in Eukaryota, Metazoa, Chordata, Ascidiacea, Stolidobranchia, Styelidae. Gene Ontology annotation, biological process: translational initiation.
AACAGGUGCAAAGUGACUAUAGGUGGUGCUGAUCGUUCACGUUGUCUUGUUGUCGUUUUGUCAAAGGCAGAAAGGUGGGAUUACUAUCGCGGUUUUCAUCCUUAUUUCGUUCUGAAAGCAGGAUAGUGAAUUUUCAUAAUGUAUCAGGUUCAUUUUAAGGAAGACGUGCCGUACGAUGAUACAUAUGGGCUGCACACUGGAGAUCCACAACAAGAUUUAGAAUAUGAGAAACAGAGACAACAUUCAUCUCUCGUACCAGAAGCUGUGCAAAGCUUUCUUCAAUUUUUCCAAAAAGCUAUAAAUGAACAAGAUAUAUUUGAGAUUGAAAAUCAUUACGAGAAUGGUUGGAAUCGUUUGACUGAGAGAAUGUAUAGAACAGAUCCUUGGCCAGAAGCGGAAUUGAUUGAGAAAAUUGUCAAUCACGAUUCCUUGUUUCUGAUUCUAUACAAGGAGUUAUAUUAUCGACACAUUUACGCGAGAGUUUCUCAAGGUCCGGAUCAGGAUCAGAGAUUCAAAUCUUACUACAAUUAUUGUGAUCUAUUCAACUAUAUACUGAAUGCUGAUUCACCUGUUCCACUGCAGCUUCCAAACCAAUGGUUGUGGGAUAUCAUUGAUGAAUUUAUUUAUCAGUACCAAACAUUCAGUCAAUACAGAAGCAAAAUGAGUAAGAAGACAGAAGAGGACAUUGAGAUUUUAAAGAGUAGUCCAAAGAUAUGGAACGUUCAUAGUGUUCUGAAUGUUUUGCAUUCUCUUGUCGACAAGUCAAGAAUCAAUGAACAGUUGGCAGCGUACAAUAAUGGCGCAGAUCAAGAGACAGUUUUGAAAAUUGGAGGAGAGUUUGGUGCAUCGCCAAUGUACAAGAUGCUGGGAUAUUUCAGCAUUAUCGGUUUGUUGAGACUACAUAGUCUACUUGGAGAUUAUCACCAAGCCCUUUCUGUCAUGACGAACAUUGACAUUUCUAAAAAGAGUUCAGUCAUGGCCAGAGUACCUGAAUGUCAGAUCACAACUUACUAUUAUAUUGGAUUCUCAUAUCUGAUGAUGAGAAGGUAUCAAGAUGCUAUAAACACCUUCUCAAGCAUAUUAACCCACAUACAAAGGACAAAAAACUCUUUGCAACAACGUUCCAGUCAAUUCAAGAUUGAUAUGAUUUCCAAACAAACCGAUCAGAUGUACAAUCUCUUAGCAAUAUGUGUAACUCUUUAUCCAGUUAGAAUUGAUGAAUCUCUUUCGAGACAAAUGAUAGAAAAAACUGGCGAGGAAAAAAGAGCCAGAAUGCAGAGGGGGGAGAAAGGGGCUUUUGAAGAGGCAUUUUCAUUUGCUUGUCCCAAGUUUGUUUCUCCUGUGGCACCAAAUUAUGGAGCUGGUCCUGUCAACCUUCACAAGGAACCCAUGAACCAUCAGCUCGCGGUUUUCCUUGAAGAAGUUGACCAGCAAGCACUGUUGCCAACAAUCCGUAGUUAUUUGAAAUUAUAUUCUACAAUGCCUGUGGAUAAACUUGCGGAUUUCCUGGACAUGCCACCACAUGACCUCAGAGCCGAGCUUAUGUGUCUGAAGCACAAAAUGAAGAACAGUCAGUCUGACACUCAAACAUCACAAGAACAAAAUCAACUUGAAGUUGACUUCUACAUUGAUGGGGAUAUGAUACAUAUAGCAGAUACAAAAAUUGAACGAGGAUAUGCUGACUAUUUCAUAGAGCAGAUUCUCAACUUUGAAAAGCUCAACAAGCAUGUAUCUGCCUUAAGAUGAAGCAUUGAAAAUACUAGUUGAGAUGCCGGCACAAGUGGCCACAGAGAUGUUACUUAAUAUUUUUGGAGUGUUUGGGAAUAAAGUGUAAAAUAUUGUAGUUACGAUAGAUGUGAAGAUUUUAUUCCCUAGAAUUUAAAAGGCUGGGAAUAAAGAUCAAUUGAAACCAG